CUCUCCCCUUCCUUCCCCCCCUCCAACACAUCAUCACCUCCAUUAACACACCCUGUAUCAGCUUUAAGUUUAUUUUCGGUCAUGCCACUUAACUGAAUAGCACCAAAACCUGACAGUCAAUUACCAGACCCAGAUAUGUCUGAUCAUUCCCACAACACCCCUACCCCUGUACUUGCUUUCCCCCUCCCACAAAACUCACACUCACCUCUCCAACUCACCUUAUAUCCUAUCACUUUAAAGUUUGAGGAGCUGGUGUACAAGGUGAAAAUAGAGGAGAAAGGAUCAUGGUGGGGGACAUGGAAGACACGAGAGAAGACUAUUUUGAACGGCAUAACAGGAAUGGUUUGCCCGGGAGAGAUACUGGCGAUGCUUGGUCCGUCCGGAAGUGGCAAAACAACUCUUCUCACAGCUCUCGGAGGUCGUCUUGCCGGCAAGUUAUCCGGCAAAAUCAGCUACAACUGUCAACCUUUUUCCGGCGGCAUAAAGCGACGAACAGGAUUUGUAGCACAGGAUGAUGUUCUUUAUCCUCAUCUUACAGUAACAGAGACCCUUUUCUUCACUGCCUUGCUAAGAUUACCCAGCAGUCUGAGCCGUGACGAAAAGGGUCAACAUGUUGAGAAAGUGAUUACAGAGCUGGGUUUGACCAGGUGCAGGAACAGCAUGAUUGGAGGUCCACUUUUCAGAGGGAUAUCAGGUGGGGAAAAGAAAAGGGUUAGUAUUGGUCAGGAAAUGUUGAUCAAUCCGAGUCUUCUUCUUCUGGAUGAACCCACUUCAGGUCUUGAUUCAACCACGGCUCAAAGGAUUCUAACCACAAUAAAAAGACUAGCUAGUGGUGGUCGAACCGUCGUCACUACAAUUCACCAGCCGUCAAGCCGACUUUACCAUAUGUUUGAUAAAGUAGUACUGCUGUCUGAAGGUUCACCUAUCUACACUGGUCCCGCAUCUGGAGCCUUGGAUUACUUUAGCUCCAUUGGAUUUUCCACCUCUCUCACUGUCAACCCAGCUGAUCUCUUGCUUGAUCUUGCUAAUGGCAUCAGUCCUGAUUUCAAGCAAACAAGUGAGCAAGGAGACAACACAGAACAGGAUCCAAAGACAAUCCGAGAAGCUCUCAUUUCUGCUUAUGAGAAAAACGUUGCUACAAGAUUAAAAACGGAGCUAUGUAACAUGGAUAACAGUGGGUACAGCCACAACAAAGAUGUUUCUGCAAAGAGUGAAUGGAAAUCACAACAAUGGUGCACAAGCUGGUGGCAUCAGUUCAGUGUAUUGCUUCAGAGAGGGGUAAGAGAGAGGAGAUAUGAAGCUUUCAACAGACUUAGAAUUUUUCAAGUCAUCAGUGUGGCUGUACUGGGAGGACUUUUAUGGUGGCAUACCCCAACAUCCCACAUCGAAGACCGAAUAGCUCUGCUGUUCUUCUUCUCGGUCUUCUGGGGUUUCUACCCACUUUAUAACGCAGUUUUCACAUUCCCACAAGAAAGAACAAUGCUGAUAAAAGAAAGAUCAUCAGGCAUGUACCGGCUUUCCUCCUACUUUCUGGCAAGAACAGUAGGAGAUUUACCUCUAGAACUUGCACUUCCAACAGCAUUUGUCUUCAUAAUCUACUGGAUGGGUGGUCUUAAACCUGAUCCAAUUACCUUCAUCUUAUCCCUUCUUGUUGUUCUCUACAACGUUUUGGUCUCCCAGAGCCUUGGACUAGCCAUUGGUGCAAUUCUCAUGGACAUAAAACAAGCGACCACUCUAGCAUCUGUCACGACCCUUGUCUUUCUCAUUGCUGGAGGCUAUUACGUGCAGCAAAUCCCACCAUUCAUAGUGUGGCUCAAGUACUUGAGUUACAGCUAUUACUGCUACAAACUUCUUCUGGGUGUUCAGUACAGUGAUGAUGAUUAUUACCAGUGCUCCAAUGUUGAAUGGUGCAGAGUUGAAGAUUUUCCAGCAGUCAAGUCCAUGGGACUCAACCAUUUGUGGCUUGAUGUUUUUGUCAUGGCGUUGAUGCUGCUUGGUUACCGAUUCGUCGCUUAUCUCGCCUUGCAUCGAGUAAGGUUUAGGUAAAAAAGAAAAGAUUCACAAAUCAUAAGUACUAAUCAUCAAUUGCAGUAUGACAUAAGCAAGAGUUUUUCUCCUCCUCCUCCUCCUCAUCAUCAUCCUUCUUUCUUCUUCUUGUUCUGUUAAGGUUAAGCCCAGGAAGAAUAAUAAAUAUAAUAAUGAUAAUAUAUAAUUAAGUAGUACAUUUAAUCAAUCAUGAUUCUCUUUUGGGAUAAUGAGCUAGUGUUGUUCAUGAUUGGUGUUCAAUUGGAGAGAGAUUCUGAUCGUCUAAAGAUUAAAACUUUUAGAUAUUAUUAUAUGUAAAGUUAGAAAAUUUGCAGAUUAAAUCUAAACUGGGUUUAAGAAA
Carica papaya (papaya) is the source of this 2386-nucleotide messenger RNA. RefSeq names its product ATP-binding cassette 14 (gene ABCG14). The record is from RefSeq and is a predicted model, not a curated record. Lineage: Eukaryota; Viridiplantae; Streptophyta; Magnoliopsida; Brassicales; Caricaceae. Gene Ontology annotation, biological process: transmembrane transport. Gene Ontology annotation, cellular component: plasma membrane. Gene Ontology annotation, molecular function: ATP hydrolysis activity; ABC-type transporter activity; ATP binding.